GGGGGGCUGGGCAGCCGCAGUGACCGCAGCUCCCCAGGAGCCCCCGGCCGGGCCUCCCCAGGCGGGCGGCAGAGUUGGCCGGGCCCCUGGGCACGCCAUGCGCAGCACCACACUCCUGGCCCUGCUGGCGCUGGUCCUGCUCUACUUGGUGGCUGGUGCCCUGGUGUUCCAGGUCCUGGAGCAGCCCCACGAGCAGCAGGCCCAGAGGGAGCUGGGGGAGGUACGAGAGAAGUUCCUGAGGGCCCAUCCGUGUGUGAGCGACCAGGACCUGGGGGACCUCAUCAAGGCGGUGGCUGACGCCCUGGGAGGGGGUGCCAACCCUGAAUCCAACUCCACCAGUAACAGCAACCACUCAGCCUGGGACUUGGGCAGCGCCUUCUUUUUCUCUGGCACCAUCAUCACCACCAUCGGCUAUGGCAAUGCAGCCCUGCGCACGGAUGCUGGGCGUCUCUUCUGCAUCUUUUAUGCCCUGGUGGGGAUCCCGCUGUUCGGGAUCCUGCUGGCAGGGGUCGGAGACCGGCUGGGCUCCUCCCUGCGCCGUGGCAUAGGUCACAUCGAAGCCAUCUUCCUGAAGUGGCACGUGCCCCCGGGGCUGGUUCGGAUACUUUCUGCGGUGCUCUUCCUGCUGGUCGGCUGCCUGCUCUUUGUCCUCACGCCCACGUUCGUGUUCUGCUAUAUGGAAGGCUGGAGCAAACUGGAAGCCAUCUAUUUCGUCAUAGUGACGCUCACCACGGUGGGCUUCGGGGACUAUGUGGCCGGCGCCAGUCCCAACCAGAAAUCUGCAGCCUACCAGCCACUGGUGUGGUUCUGGAUCCUGCUUGGCCUGGCCUACUUCGCCUCGGUGCUCACCACCAUUGGGAACUGGCUCCGAGUAGUGUCCCGCCGCACCCGGGCAGAGGUGGGCGGCCUCACGGCCCAGGCCGCCAGCUGGACGGGCACGGUCACGGCGCGGGUGACCCAGCGGGUGGGCCCCGCCGCGCCCCCGCCCCCGGAGAAGGAGCGACCCCUCCUGCCGCCGCCGCGCCCCGCGCAGCCCUCGGGCGGGCCCGGCUCCCCCGAGCCCCCGGGGAAGGAGAAGGCCGAGCCGCCCUCGCCGCCCACGGCCUCGGCGCUGGAUUACCCCAGCGAGAACCUGGCCUUCAUCGACGAGUCCUCGGACACGCAGAGCGAGCGCAGCUGCGCCCUGCCUCGCGCCCCGCGGGGCCGCCGCCGGCCCCCCAACCCCCCCAAGAAGCCCGCGCGCCCUCGGGGCAAGGGCGCGGCCGCCUGA
Molecule: messenger RNA, 1270 nt
Organism: Talpa occidentalis (Iberian mole)
Lineage: Eukaryota; Metazoa; Chordata; Mammalia; Eulipotyphla; Talpidae
Gene: KCNK4
Product: potassium two pore domain channel subfamily K member 4
Exons: 7
Coding region: 98-1270 (390 amino acids)
Biological process (GO): potassium ion transmembrane transport; stabilization of membrane potential
Cellular component (GO): membrane
Molecular function (GO): potassium ion leak channel activity
Source: RefSeq, a predicted model, not a curated record